AUGUCGACAGCACAUCGCCCCACAUGGGACCCAGCGAGGGGCAAAAAUGACACCAAGCAUGCGUCCAAAGUAGUCUCUACCCGCGAUGUGCCCGCGCACACCAAACUCAAGUACCGCCAAGAUGGGGAAGGGCAAGCAGCCAUCUCCAGCACAGACUUUGGCGAGGAGACAAGGGAGGCAUUGAAGGCUAGACUGGCUAGGGCAGAGAGGGAUGCGAGGAAUAAGAAGAGGAAGGCCGAAGGGCUGGAGCCGGAGCCAGAGACGGAGCCUGAGGAGGGGCAUGAGGACGACGUCGACGAGGAGAGCGCAUUCAAGAAGCCGAGGUUGCCCGAGAGGAUAGCUGGCGCGGCUGCUGGUGACGGCGACGCUGAGGAUGACGAGGGAGAGGACGAUGAAGACAAUGAGGAUGGCGACGACGACGAAGAUGAUGAGGAGAUCGAAGCAAGAGCUCGCGCGAUCCUCAAGGAGCAAGGCCUAGACGGAGGCGAAGAGGAAGACGAAGACGACGAAGACGAAGACGAAGACGAUGACGAUGACGAAGACGAGACUGCCCAACUGAUGCGCGAGCUCGAGAAGAUCAAGGCAGAGAAGGCGGCCGCUGCUGCAAAGAAGGCAGAAGAGGAGGAGCGUGAGCGCGAGAAGCGUGAGGAGGAGAUUGCGUUGGGCAACCCACUCCUCAACGGCAAUCGUGACGAGCGAGGAGCUGGCAGCUCGGCGCGCGGCCGUUCCCCCUCUGCAAUGAGCGUAUCCACCGAAGCCACAGGACAGCCAUCCUUUGGCGUCAAGAGGAGGUGGGACGACGAUGUCAUCUUCAAAAAUCAGGCGGCAGGCGCCAAGCAAGACAAGAGCGAUUUCAUCAAUGAUAUGACGAGGAGCGAUUUCCACAAGGAGUUCAUGCGGCGCUACAUCAAGUGA
Messenger RNA from Jaminaea rosea, 915 nucleotides. Its product is annotated as Cwf15/Cwc15 cell cycle control protein. The coding region runs from base 1 to 915 and encodes 304 amino acids. Gene Ontology annotation, cellular component: catalytic step 2 spliceosome. Gene Ontology annotation, molecular function: RNA binding. Lineage: Eukaryota; Fungi; Basidiomycota; Exobasidiomycetes; Microstromatales. The transcript has 3 exons. The record is from RefSeq and is a predicted model, not a curated record. Gene Ontology annotation, biological process: mRNA cis splicing, via spliceosome.